Cyclocybe aegerita is the source of this 1530-nucleotide messenger RNA. Lineage: Eukaryota; Fungi; Basidiomycota; Agaricomycetes; Agaricales; Hemipholiotaceae. The record is from the annotation of a GenBank genome assembly.
AUGGUAUCGGGCCCGAUUUGGACGACGCGUCUUCGCUCAGAGCCACGAAGCAGCACAAUGCAAGCAACAUUAGACGCGUUAUCUCUCAAAGCUUUCACGAAAGCGUUGUCGUGCCUUUCGCGAUAUGGCGAAGAGCUUUCAAUCUACGCGACGCCAGAGUCCCUGUCAUUCUCAACCACCAACUCCUCUAAAUCAGCCUAUUGUCGCUUCAAGUACGAAAAACAAUUCUUUUCGCGCUAUAGACUAGGUGUUUACCACACGGCGCGGGACGAAUGGGAUAAUGAAAUUGAGGAAGUUCGAAGUGUUACAGGACAACUCUUAACAAAGUCCUUACUUUCUAUCCUGAAGCAUCGUACGGUUGAAAAAUCGGUUGAACGUUGUGAUCUUUCCAUUGUGGAAGGGAACGAGGCACCUAACGGAGAAGUAGAAGAUGAAGACCAUGAUAGUUUGGAGAGCAAGCUGAUCCUUAGAUUUCAUUGCAAGCAUGGUGUCGUGAAGACUCAUCGCCUACUCUUACUUACUCCGACCUCUCUCAUGGCCCCUGGCGUCCCGGACGCAGCCAACGAAUCUCGCCUGACAAUCGGUCCUAAAGCUCUCAAGGAUCUCAUCGACCACUUUCCCGUGUCUAAAGGAGCGAAAUCUGACCCACAACUUGUCUGGACAUUCGAGGACGCUGAGGUGGGAUUGAAAAGCGUAGAGUCCUCUAUUGAUGCUCGAGGGCGUGGUCAACUGUCGACGGAGAUAACUAUCAGUGCAGAUGAAUUCGACGUCUACGAAAUCUAUGAAUCUCCAACAACGAUCGCGUUCCAUCUCCGCGAGUUCAACGCUACAAUCGCAUUCGCUGAUUCUAUGUCGCUUUGCCUUGAUCUGCGUUUUACGGAUCCGUCAGCUCCUCUUUUUAUAGAUGUCGAAGGUGAUUCUGUGGAGGCCCUUUUCGUGAUUUCCACCAGUCAAGUUCAAGGUGCGCCUGCGGGUACACAAAGGACGAGUAGCAGUCAGACCGUCAACAACAAGAAACGGGAACGUGCCCCAUCCGCUGUUCGUGAUACGCCUCGAAUCAAGAAAUCCAUGAAGGUCGUGCAACCAACAGACCCACCACUUUACAACAGGUCCGACACGCACUCCCGAUCUAGCUCCCACAUACCCAGUACCAUGCCCCCACCUUCGGCUAUACCCAACCGACCAUUCGACCGGACCUUGCCAUUAAACCACGGUUCAGGAUCAAGGCCGCAGGCGAGGGAUAAAUUGCCUCUCUUUUUACCAUCUUCCCAAAUGUCGACUGCGGAAGAAGUCCUUCGAUCGACAGGGUUGGGCGUCGAACACAUGGAUGCAGAUGAACUCGCCGAUUUACUGGAAGGCGAAGGAGAGGAGGUGGAUUUUUCGCAGAGGCAGACCAUCGGGGACUAUUGCAACGAUUCCAUGCUGGUAGACCAGCCCGAUAGCCUGGAGCUUUUGGAAGGCACAGGAUUCGGCGCCACCCAGUCAUCUGGGGCCACCGAUAAGUCCUUCCAACCUUUAUUCGAGGACUAA